AUGAACGCAGACAUCGAAGCGCUUAUCCUCUCCGGUGACUUCUUUAACGGCGGCUCGCGGUCAAGCUCGCCACCCCGCUCGCCCUCGCCCGACCACGACUCCGAUCACGGAUGGCACGACGAGGAGCUCGCCGCGCAGGAGAAGGGGCUCGACUACGACUCCGACACCGCGCGGCGCGACGCCGCCAAGCGGCUCGACGCCCAGCAGCAGCAGCAACAGGAAUCCAUCGGCAUGGGCCCCGGGCGCACAGGCGUCAAGGGCGUCAUCCGCGAUCGCGACGAGGCGGCUGAGAUCCAGCGCGACAAGCGCCUGCGCGAUGCCGAGGAGCUGCGCGCGAAGAUGGAGGCGACGAAUUUGGGCGGGAAGACGUUCCUUGAGGAGGAGCGCGAGAAGGCGGGGCGCGGGGAGAAGGCGGACGAUUUAGUUAUGAGGGAAUUUGAUAGGAUGCGCGAGCGGCGGGAUGUGUUUGGCCAGAAGCGGGAGGCAAAGUUUGGGCAUCUUAGGGAGGUUGGGUUGAAGGGGUUUUUGAGCGCGGUUGAGCAAGAAGAUAAGGGCGUUUGGGUCGUGGUGCAUCUGUACGACUCGUCAUUAGAAAGAUGUUACCUUGUUGACGAAACGCUGGCCAAGCUAGCGCGGACAUACCCUGAUACCAAAUUCCUCCGCGCGCGAGCCGCAACAUUGGGUUUCGCCUCACGGAACUCCUCGAACAAAUCCAAACCCCUUAAAUCCCGCCUGAACUCUGUGCGUGAAGACGACGACGACGAUCCGUAUGCAUACGACGAUAAAGACUAUGACGAAGACGAUGAAGAUGCAUAUGAGGAAGAUGAAGUCGAUCUGGAUAUGCUACCUACGAUGCUGGUGUACCGCAACGGCGAACUUGUGCAUAACUGGGUACGGGUGGAUUGGGAAGCAGGUGAUGCUGGGCUGGAAGAGUUCCUCGACAAACACCAUGUUCUUCCUGCGUCCGGUGGGCGGAAGGAUAACCUGGGCUUCCCCAGUGACGAGGAAGACUUUGAUUUGCUGUGGAGCGACGAGGACGACGACGUUGUGCAUACCUUCAAGACUUGA
Psilocybe cubensis is the source of this 1068-nucleotide messenger RNA. RefSeq lists its product as uncharacterized. The transcript is spliced from 4 exons. NCBI's taxonomy places the organism in Eukaryota, Fungi, Basidiomycota, Agaricomycetes, Agaricales, Agrocybaceae. The record is from RefSeq and is a predicted model, not a curated record. The coding region runs from base 1 to 1068 and encodes 355 amino acids.